UCUCAAGUCGAAAAAGAAAUAUAUUAUAAACGAAACUUUUCCUUAGUCAAAGCCUAACAAUGGACUUCGAAGAUAUUCUAAAAGAUGUUGGUGGUUUCGGACUGUAUCAAAAAAUUUUGGUUGUGGGAUUUCUAGUCCCAGCCUUCAUAGUAAUUCCAUGGUUUUCAAUGAACAGCAUAUUCUUAUCAAAUACUCCAGAACAUUGGUGCUAUGUACCGGAAGUGGCACAUUCCAAUUUGUCGCUCGAAUUCCAGAAGCUAUUAAUCCGACCUCCUAGUGACAAAUCUUGUUCAAGGUAUGAUAUCAAUUACUCGCAGAUUUUAGAAUCUGGCAACUGGUCCAUAAAUCCAGACUGGCCUACAACUAAAUGCGAUCAAGGAUGGCAGUUCGACAAGACUAAUUACGAUGCGACAGCUGCCACCAGAUGGAAUAUGGUCUGCAAAGAUGGUCACUACAGUAGUCUGGUUCUCAGCUUAAUUUUCAUUGGUGAUGUGGUGGGAACACCUUUCUAUGGAUUUCUUUCUGAUAGAUGGGGUAGAAAGCCAACGUUUCUCUUCAUGGCCCUAUUAAUUUCUGUGACAGAAAUUGGAUCUGUAUUGAGCCCAAACUUUGUUUUAUUCCUAAUACUGCGGGCCGUCAACGGCAGUGCCAUGUCUACCAUAUACGGCGUCGCCUACAUUAUCAUUCUCGAACUAGUAAAUCCUGAUAUGCGGACUCGAAUGAACGGAAUUUCGACCACUUCUUGGACGAUUGGUCUUUGCCUUCUGCCUUUAAUCGCAUGGUUAACAAGAAAUUGGAUCCAUCUCAGCAUAACUACAUCUGCCACGGCUGCGGCAUUACUCUUAUUCUGGAAACUAAUACCCGAAUCUCCCAGCUGGUUGAUAUCCCAAGAUAAAUAUACAGAAGCAACAGAAAUUAUGAAAAGGAUAAGCAAAAUAAACGGGAAGAAAGCUCACGAAGGAAACGAACUGUUGCAGAAAAUUCAGAAACUCGGCGAUAAAAUCAAGAAACAAAAGGACGGAGAAGAUCAGCAUUCACCGCUGGAUUUCUUUAGGUACCCGACUCUCAGGAAAAGAUUUCUGCUGGUUACCAUAUGCUGGAUGGGUAACUCUAUCCCUUAUUUUGGUCUCCAGAUGAAUGUGAAGAACCUCGCAGGUAGUGAGUUCUUGAAUUUCUUCCUGGUAUCUUUAGUGGAAAUACCUGCGCACAUAUCCACGUGGCUGUUUAUGGAACGUAUUGGUAGGAGAUGGUGUUCUGUUUGCGCAUUUGCUUUGUCUACCAUUGCUUGUCUUCUUCCAGUAAUUUUCCCUCCAGAAUACGAAAUGGUGGGAGUUGCUGCUUCUCUACUUGCAAAAGCUGGCACCAGUUCCGCUUUCAUGACUCUGUAUCAACAAAGCCCUGAAUUGUUUCCCACUUCACUGAGAGGUGUUGGCAUGGGCAUGAGUUGUACCAUCGGAACCGGUUCUACUCUCCUAGUGCCUUAUGUAGUCUACCUGGCUAAAUAUGGAACGUAUAUACCAUUCCUGGUAUUCGCAAUCAUAACUAUGUUUUCUGGUGUGUGCGCAUCUUUCCUGCCAGAGACAUUAAACAAGAAACUUCCACAAACUGUGAUGGAUGCGGAGAAUUUCGAGAAAAAUUUCAAGUUUUGUUCCUGCUCUGCGAGCUGCGAACCGGAUCCUGAAACCGAACGGUCUUCUUGGACUCCAGCAACGUUGUCAGCAGCAGAUCUGUCCAAUUCAAUAAAACUCUACUCAGAGCAUAUGCCGGUGAAAGACCCACCUGUUUUGUUAAUAAAGCGGAAUUCAACCUCGUCAAUUACAGACAUACCUCCCAUACGGAUUUCAACAUUGAAAACAGAACAAAAACUAAGAUAAUUAUAAAAAAAGAUCUGAGACUUUAUGAAGAACUGGAACUAAUUUGCUUUUGAAUUGAAAUUUGGAAAGGGACAGGAAAAAGAUUGAGUAAAGCAUAACAUAGUCAUUUUUGAAAGCUAGGUGAAGAAAAUUUGGCUUUCUAGUGUACAAUAUUUAAAAAGUUAACUGCAUAAUAUAAAAACAUGUGCUAUGUAUCCAUAAUAAAAGUCUUUUAUUCACUUAUGUA
Molecule: messenger RNA, 2100 nt
Organism: Stegodyphus dumicola
Lineage: Eukaryota; Metazoa; Arthropoda; Arachnida; Araneae; Eresidae
Product: carcinine transporter-like
Biological process (GO): transmembrane transport
Cellular component (GO): membrane
Molecular function (GO): transmembrane transporter activity
Source: RefSeq, a predicted model, not a curated record